Messenger RNA from Capronia coronata CBS 617.96, 3249 nucleotides. Its product is annotated as replication factor C subunit 1. The transcript is spliced from 3 exons. Gene Ontology annotation, biological process: DNA replication; DNA repair. Gene Ontology annotation, molecular function: DNA binding; ATP binding; ATP hydrolysis activity. Bases 1 to 3249 code for a protein of 1082 amino acids. NCBI's taxonomy places the organism in Eukaryota, Fungi, Ascomycota, Eurotiomycetes, Chaetothyriales, Herpotrichiellaceae. The record is from RefSeq and is a predicted model, not a curated record. Gene Ontology annotation, cellular component: nucleus; DNA replication factor C complex.
AUGCCCGACAUUAGAAGUUUCUUUGGUGGAGGCGGCGCAGGAGGCAAGCCCGCAGCGAAGGGCGUCGACUCGGGGCCACCUAAGAAGGAUACUGCGGCAUCGAACAAAACUUCUAAACAACGUGGAAGACCACGCAAAGUCGUCUCCGAUGAUGAAGAUGAGGAUGAGGUUGUCGAGAUCAAGCCCAAGACAUCUUCAACGCCCAAAGCAAAGAAAGUCGUCAAGGAACCGGUAGAAGAGGAGAUUACAAGCUCAGCUUACUUUGCAUCCUCGAAGGCCAAGCGCGGCAAGUCCACGCCGACCAAACUAAAGACCUCGGACACCAACGGAACCGCUAAGACUCCCUCCAAACCAACUGCUAGCGGAACACCUACCAGUCGAAGGUCGGCCAGGAAGACUGCGGCAAAGAGUUAUGCCACAGAUGAUGCAGACAUCUCGGCCACACUGCUACAAGAUGAUGAUGAGGGCCACGAUGAUAUCUUUGGCGACUUCAAGAGCCGGAAAAUCGAUGAUGAUUACGAAGAAGGCUCAGAUCCAGAUGAAGUGGUCCCCAAGAAAAAAGAGAACAAGGCCGUCAACGGACAUUCCAAGAAACCCUUAGUAGACGAGGACGAUAGCGACGGCGUGGAAAUGGCCGCGAUACCUGCAUAUGACGGGCCUGGCGAUAGGAAAAAGAGGGCGGCUGCGGCACCAUCUAGUCGCAAGCGGAAGUCGAAAGACCUGGAGGAUGAUGAAGAUGAUUUCCUUGAUGACGAUGAUGCUACUCCCAAGAAGAAACCGAAAAAGACGACCGCGACACCAGCAUCAAAACCACGUGCAUCCGCCAAAAAGGAGGAGCGGGAGGAGAGCAAGGAGAUUCAAAAUAUUCUUUCCAGCAUUCCGACCGUUCGACCUCCCACACCACCUCCCAGAGACGAGAACAAGAAGUUUACGUUCCACCCUGGUGGUGGUAAUGCUAGCGCUGCACCGCCAGCCGCAGGUACCGCAGAAAUCCCUGUGGGAGCAGAGAACUGUUUGGCUGGCCUGACUUUCGUCUUUACCGGCGUCUUAAAUACCUUGGGCAGGGACGAAGGGCAGAAUCUCGUGAAGCAAUAUGGUGGUAAGGUUACGGGCGCCCCGUCCAAGAAGACCAGCUACGUUGUCCUCGGCAGCGAUGCAGGACCAAAGAAGCUUGAAACUAUACAGAAAUUGGGCAUCAAGACCAUUAACGAGGAGGGCCUCUUUGAGCUGAUCAGACGUCUACCUGCCAAUGGGGGAGAUGGGAAAGCCGCUGAAGCCUAUGCGGAGAAACAGGCCAAAGAAGAAGCCAAGAUUCGCAAAGAAGCAGAGGAGAUGGAACGACGAGAAAAGGAGAAACGGCAAGAGGCCGCCAAAGCUGCCAAAGCCACUGCUGCCCGAACUGGUGCUUCAGUCCCGACAAGCAAACCAACCAAACCAAAGGCUGACGACCGUCUGUGGGUGGACAGAUACGCUCCCGACUCUAUCAGCAGUGUUUGUGGCAACAAGUCUGCCGUGGAAGGACUACAGCGGUGGCUGCGCAACUGGCAAAAUAGUGCAAAGUCCAACUUCAAGAAGGCCGGUGCGGAUGGAAAAGGCGUCUUCCGUGCAGCAUUGCUUCAUGGACCUCCAGGAGUCGGAAAGACGACCGCUGCUCACUUGGUGGCCAAACUUGAGGGCUAUGAUAUCGUUGAAAGCAAUGCGAGCGACACGCGAAACAAAAAGUUGCUGGAGCAAGGCUUGACUGGGGUUCUGGACACGACAUCCCUACUGGGUUAUUUUGCUGCAGAUGGGAAGAAGGUUGACCCCUCAAAGAAGAAAAUCGUUCUGAUCAUGGACGAGGUUGAUGGUAUGUCGGCUGGUGACCGUGGUGGCGUGGGUGCCUUGGCUGCUGUAGCCAAAAAGACCCAUGUGCCCAUGAUCCUGAUCUGCAAUGAACGCAACUUGCCCAAGAUGAGGCCCUUCUACCUAGUCACCGCCGAGUUCCAGUUUCGACGACCCACAACUGACAUGAUUCGGGGUCGAAUUGCCACGAUCCUAUUCCGCGAAGGCAUGAGACUGCCACCUCCGAUCAUGAAUGCUUUGAUUGAAGGAUGUAACGGGGACAUCCGUCAAAUCAUCAACAUGAUCUCGACCAUCAAGCUUGAUAACAAGGAUCUGGAUUUCAACGAUACCAAGGCUAUGGCCAAAGCCUGGGAGAAACACGUUAUUCUGAAACCAUGGGAUAUUGUGAGCAAGAUCCUUCGACCACAGAUGUUUGCUCCUAGCUCCACGGCUACCUUGAACGACAAAAGCGAGUUAUACUUCAACGACCAUGAGUUCAGCUACUUGAUGCUGCAGGAGAACUACCUCAAAACUCAACCCAGUCUUGCCUCCUCCUACCAUGGCAGAGAACGCGACAUGAAGUUGUUGGAACUGGUUGACAAUGCUGCUUCGAGUAUCAGUGAUGGUGACCUGGUCGAUAGGAUGAUCCAUGGUUCACAGCAGCAAUGGAGUCUGAUGCCGCUGCAUGCAAUCUUCAGCUUUGUGCGGCCCGCCAGCUUUGUCUAUGGCAAUUUUCAUAAUCAAGUCGGCUUUGCUGGCUGGCUUGGGCAAAAUAGCAAACAAGGCAAACUUUCUCGCUUCGUCAAAGAAAUCCAGGGUCAUAUGCGUCUCCGUGCGAAUGCCGAUCGGAAUGAAGUCCGGCAACAAUAUCUUCCUGCACUCUGGGACAAGACAAUUGGGACGCUCCAGGAAGAGGGUAAGGAAGCGGUGCAAGACGUGAUCGAUUUCAUGGAUUCAUACUAUCUGACCAAAGAUGAUUUCGAUGCCAUGCUUGAAUUGGGCGUGGGGCCGAAGGAUCAAGAGAAGGUCAAGAUAGACACGGCGACGAAGGCCACCUUCACCCGGCUGUACAACUCCCAGAGCCACCCUAUGCCAUUUGUCAAGUCCAGCAACGUUCUGGGCGUGGCAAAAGGAGCGGCGGCGAAGAAAGACAAACCGGAUCUGGAGGAGGCGGUCGACGAAUCCGAGCCGGACGAGGUUCUUGGACCCGAUGUCGAGCCUGCGGAGGAGGAAGAUGCAGAACUGGACUUGAAGAAAGACAAGUAUAUCAAGGCGCCCAAGAAGAAGACCGCCGCAGCAGCAGCCAAGGGGAAGGGCAAGAGAAAGAAGGCCGAUGAGGAUGAAAACGGCGACGAGAGUGAAGAACCGCCGAAGAAGAAAGGCGCAGGUGGUGGUCGAGGCGGGAGGAAGGGAAAGGGUAAAGUUUGA